AGACACCAGAGAUAAGGGUAUUAAAGAGGAAGAUGCUGUGACUGAGUGUGUGUCGGUUCUGCUUUUGAUCUUGUUUCUGGUUUUUAAGGAAGCUACAAGGGUCAGAAUCCCAGAGCUUGUCUUCUGAGCAGCCAUGGGACACCGAGGCUUCGGAUUUCCUCCAAUGUUUUUCCUCCUUGGACUGUUCUGGUUUCUACCACCAGCGAGUGACCAGGGGACAAACAGAAUUGGCACAUGUCAGACUGAGACUUUGGGAAGAGAAUUCAUCACCUCCUACAUGGAGGACUGUGGGAACUCUAGUCAAUUUGAAGUGCAAAUUAGUGGCUACUUUGCCUUCACUUCAGUGUCUGUUUCCAUCUCCAAUUACAUGGGUGAUGGGGCAAAGUUUGAGAAGAAGGUUAUGGUAAAUCGGGGAGAGAUGGUGCCGGUCAGGCUACCAGAGUCAGUUGGAAUUAAGGGCACUACCAAGUUCUCCAAAGUGGUCCUAGUCAAGGCUGACAAAGAUAUCUCAGUAGUGUCUGUCAGCAACAAACAUGUGAGUCUUGAGACCACUGUGCUGUAUCCUGUCUCCAGCUUGGGAAAUGAACACUACAUAGUGACUCCCUCUACACAAUCCUUAGAUAGUUACCCAGAGUUCUCUGUUAUGACGUACGAAGACCACAACCUCGUGGAGGUCCAUGUGAAAGGCAAGUUACGUUACGAAACAGGGGUCUACUCCACCGGCAACACACUGAAUAUUACACUCUUCGCUUUCCAAGGCUACCAGUUUCAAGGCAUAGCAGAUCUGUCUGGCACCAGGAUUGUCUCAGAAAAGCCAGUGGCCGUCUUGGUUGGCAAGGUGUGUUUUUGUAAUAACACAAAAUGUAACCAUGUCUUUGAGCAGCUCCUACCAGUUUGUAGCUGGGGUACAAAAUACAUCAUUCCUCCCUUACCCUGGCAGAUAGUAGAUGAAAUGGUCUACAUCACUGCUUCCCAGAGCACAACUGUGUUGUAUCAACGAGGGGAAAAGCCAGAGACUGUUCCUCUAGCCAGAGGCAGUGUACUCCAGCGUCCUGUCAAGCCCUGGAUCCCAGUCUUCAUCUCUGCUAAUGUGGGCAUCCAGGUGGUGUUCUACAGCGUGGGCGCAGCUGUCCCUAAUUCCUCCCACGCCUUCCUGAUGAAUGUUCCAGAUGUUGCCAGUUACUGCCCGAUGUAUUUUAUAAAUUCCCAGAAGGGCUUCAAAAACUUUGCCUUGAUGGUGGCCAAUACAGCAGAGACUGGUGCCAUCAUCCUAGACAAUCAGCCUCUAAGGGAUGUGGUGUGGAACCGAGUCGCUGGCACUGAGUUCGUUUGGGGCAUGCGUCUGCUUGAACCUGCCAUGAGCUCCCAUGCUGUGGAACAUCCCAGCUCUCCAUUUGCGCUCCUGAGUGUUGGCACUGCCGCCAUGGACAGCUAUGGGAUUCCGGGAUUCUGCAGGAAGAAUGUUACCUUUAAAUGCCAGAUUGAGACUCCACAGAUGAAAGAGCAGUUGGAGAUGUGCAAAGGUGUCUUUCUGCAGGGCAGCAACAGUGAAUUUUGCUCCUUUGUGAAUUCAACCUUGGUGAAUUUGGAGACCAUGUGUGCAGAGGACAGAGCAGUAUCGCUGCAGGAAGUUGAUCGCCGGUUUGGUCCCUUGCUGAAUAGCUCCAUCCUCAGUGCUGGUGGGAAGGAGAUCAAGAGGGAGGUGGCGUCUGCCGUGACGUUCCUCCUGCAGAGUGUGGAAUUGGCUGCACUGACGGCUGCUUUGAAGUCUCCAGAGAAUACAACCAAGACCGUGACAACAGAGUCUAUGGCUAUCGAGACGCUCCUCAUUGUCCCGGCUGCAGGUCCCUGUGAUGAGGUCUUCACGCUGAGAGCUCAGGAGGAGACAAUGGACAUUCACUGCGAUACGGUCACCAGAGCAGCGACAGAAGAUUCCUGGGCUGUUGCUUUUAUUUCUUACUCCACCCUGGACUCCAUCAUUAACAAGAGAUUUCUCGACGAGGGAGAUCUAACGGCUGAUGAGAAAUUGAGGAAUUUUCACCUGAAUUCCAGGGUGGUGAGUGGGGCUGUUGGCAAUGGGAGGCUCAUGAACAUCUCCAAACCUGUGAACUUCACCCUGCGCCAUAGACAGGCAAAGAAAAGGGAGGAAGAGGCUCACUGCAUUGACUGGAAAUUCAUCGCUGGGAACGGCAGCUGGGUGGAGGAUGGCUGCAUCACUCUCCACACGAACAGCACUCACACCAUCUGCAGCUGUGACCAUCUCUCCAGCUUUGCACUCCUUAUGGGUCACACUGGAGAUAAAGGGAGAAAACACCUGCUGGGUUUAGAUGACACCAUUAAAUCCCUGACUGAGACUCCACAGAUAAAAGAGCAGUCUGAGACGUGCAAAAAUGGCCCUCUGCAGGGCAGCAACAGUGAAUUUUGCUCCUUUGUGAAUUCAACCUUAGAGAAAUUGAAGACCAUGUGUGCAGAGGACAGAGCAGUAUCGCUGCAGGAAGUUGCUCGUCCCUUUGGUUCCUUCCUGAGUAGCUCCACCCUCAGUGCUGGUGGCAACAAGAAGAAGGAGGAGGAUGUGGCCUCCGCCGUGACGUUCCUCCUGAAGAGUGCGGAACUAGCUGCACUGAUGGCUGCUUUGAAGUCUCCGGAGAUGACGAAACAGAAUGCGACAACACAGUCUAUGGCUAUCGAGACGCUCGUUGUGCCGGCUGCAGGUCCCUGUGAUAAGGCCUUAACGCUGAGAGCUCAGGAGCAGGCAAUGGACAUUCACUGCGAUACGGUCACCAGAGCAACGACAGAAGAUUUUUGGCCUGUUGCUUUUAUUUCUUACUCCACCCUGGACUCCAUCAUUAACGAGAGAUUUCUCAACGAGGGAAAUCUAACGGCUGAUGAGAAAUUGAGGAAUUUUCACCUGAAUUCCAGGGUGGUGAGUGGGGCUGUUGGCAAUGGGAGGCCCAUAGACCUCCUCAAACCUGUGAAGUUCACCCUGCGCCAUAGACAGGCAAAGAAAGAGGAGGAAGAGACUCGCUGCGUUUACUGGAAAUUCAUCGAUGGGAAAGGCACCUGGGCUGAGGAUGGCUGCACUGUUCUCGAGAUGAACAGCGCUUACACCAUCUGCAGCUGUGACCAUCUCUCCAGCAUCGCACUCCUUAUGGAUCACACCGGAGCAGCGGACAGUUACACACUGACCAUCAUCAGCGACGUGGGACUGACCCUCUCCCUGCUGUGCCUCUUCCUCGCCAUCCUCACCUUCCUCCUGUGCCGCUCCAUCCGCAACGUCAGCACCUCCCUCCACCUGCAGCUCUGCCUCUGCCUCUUCCUGGCCCACCUGCUCUUCCUCACCGCAGUGAAGCGCACUGAGAAUCAGGUGGUCUGUGCUGUCAUUGCUGGCUUCCUACACUACCUCUUCCUGGCCUGCUUCAGCUGGAUGUUCUUGGAGGGGCUGCACCUCUUCCUCACCGUCAGGAACCUGAAGGUCGUGAAUUACACCAGCGCCAGCCGGUUCAAGAAGAGAUUCAUGUACCCGUUUGGCUAUGGAUUCCCAGCCCUGGUGGUGGCUAUUUCUGCAGCGGUGAAUCCUGGUGGCUACGGAACUUCCAAACACUGCUGGCUCUGCCUGGAGAGAGGCUUUCGUUGGAGCUUCCUGGGACCAGUCUGUGCCAUAAUCCUGAUAAAUUUAACAUUUUUUCUUGUAACCCUCUGGAUCCUGAGAGACAAACUCUCCUCCCUUAAUGAAGAUGUGUCCACUCUCAAAGACACCAGGCUACUGACCUUUAAAGCCAUCGCCCAGCUCUUCAUUCUGGGCUGCACAUGGAGCCUUGGUCUCCUCCAAGUCGGCCCAGCAGCCACGGUCAUGAAGUAUUUAUUCACCAUCGUCAACAGCCUGCAGGGAGCCUUCAUCUUCCUGGUGCACUGUCUCCUCAAUCGCCAGGUGAGAGAGGAGUACAGGAGAUGGAUUAAAGGCAUAAGAAAACCCAGCCCCACAACUCAAACUUUUAGUCCAUCCGGGUCCACUGUCACUACCAGCACCAAGAUGGCUCCAUGCACCGCUCGCUCUGGAAUGGGCUGGGAAGAUGUUGGAUUUGACACAAAUUCAGUGAAUUGCGGAGAGCCCUCCACUUCAUCCCUGUGAAACAGUCACCUCUCCAACCAACGAUGUUUAUCAUGCAGCCGGCUUUGCUGUGCCAGUUGGGCAGGUGCUUCAGCUGCCAUUCUUCAACGACUACAUACAAAACCUGGAAGGGGAAGCGGGAUUUGACCAAAUCCUCUCUCUGAUCCAAAUCCACAACUCCUACUGAAUUCAAAGGCCACCCUACGGUUGUAUCUGGGUGUCUCUCCCAGAUUUAAAGAGCCAGAUCCCAGAUCAGAGAGCAGUUAUUUCUUAGGGAAAGCACACCGUGCGAGGGGCAAGGGGUGGGGAUGGGGCAAUUUGCAAAGCCGUCGCGUGCUAUGUGUGUGAGCUAGCUCUGCUGUUUCACUGUAAUGUGUAAAGAAUAAAAAACCUGCUUAUGGACCUUGGUUGCUUCUUUGGUUUGAGGGUUUGCUAUCACGUUCUGUGUAUCCUGGAAACCUAGGGCCCAAUUCUAAAGCCUCUUUAUGCCAAUCUGGCAGUGUAAAGGGACUUUAAAGUGGGCAGAAAUGGCCCUGUGAUUAGCCCUCCAGUGCAGGAGUCCUUCCUGGCUUCUGUAGAGCUGGCAUAAAAUCUCUACAUUAGCCCUGCUCCCAGCCCUGGCAUGUGGGUUGUGAGUGGUGGGGUGGAGGUGCUGCUGAGGGAAUGGCUGAAGACAUGGCUUCAUGGCUAUUGUUAUUGAGUAUUAAUCAUUUUUAUGUGUUUUUUUGUGAUUUCAUAGGUAUAUAUAUCCCCUUUUAGGCCCCAAACCAAGCCAGUAGAAAGGUAUAUAAGAUCUCGAGCACCAACGCUGAGCUAAUUAAAACUAUCCUCCCUGUAUCUCUCUGUGAAACGUUUACAAGGGCAACUUGCUAAUUGUACUUGCACAUCCACAGAGAGGGAGUCUGUUCGAGGAGGUGAUAAGAGUGUUAAAACAACUGUGCUCUGGAAUUGGUCUUGCAGAACCCCCCUCCUUCAUUUAGUGUCCUGCUUGUUUUCUACUUCUGUAUCAGAGACGUUACAUAGAUUGAUGGGACUCUGUCACCUCUGAAAAAUAAAAUUGUAAAAUAAGGAUGUCAAGGAAGAGGAGGUAGUAAAACAAAAGUGCAAGAUGUGACUGAAAGAUAAAGAAUGAAUGUGAAUAAAUGCGUGUGAUGCGAAUAAAUAAUUACCAAAUCAAAGGUGCCAGCCUAAGUGUUAUAACUGUGAUAUCCCAUGCCGAAGAAUGCAUAGCGCAGAGAUAACCGGAUGACCCCGCAGGGCAAGCCAGAAUCCACCCAAGUGCCCCCUCCCAAUGGAGGGCUGAAGACUCAAAGAACAAGAUAACACUCAACCGUCAGGGAUGUGCCAUCUGCUGAUUGAUUAUCACUUCACACAAACAUAACUAUAACAACUUCAGUUUGCAGACCGUGUGUGCAUGUAUGGAUGUAUGGAUAGAGGGUUGUCUUUAUAAAUGAUUGAAUUUUGCUUCCUUUCAUAAAUGAACUACUGUUUUGUAUUAACAAUAAAUGCAGCGCUUUUGCC
Messenger RNA from Mauremys reevesii (Reeves's turtle), 5629 nucleotides. RefSeq lists its product as uncharacterized. The record is from RefSeq and is a predicted model, not a curated record. NCBI's taxonomy places the organism in Eukaryota, Metazoa, Chordata, Testudines, Geoemydidae. The coding region runs from base 134 to 4129 and encodes 1331 amino acids. Gene Ontology annotation, molecular function: G protein-coupled receptor activity. The transcript has 23 exons. Gene Ontology annotation, cellular component: membrane. Gene Ontology annotation, biological process: adenylate cyclase-activating G protein-coupled receptor signaling pathway; cell surface receptor signaling pathway.